CGGUGCUUUCACAACGGUUGUUGCUACGAAUUUAAGUGGUACUUGGAGAUCGCUCAGUGAAAGCUAUAAUAAUUUCUUUUUUAUCAUUCUUUAAUUUGACAAGAUGACUGGCCGUGGAAAGGGAGGAAAAGGAUUGGGAAAAGGAGGUGCCAAACGGCACAGGAAGGUUCUUCGCGAUAACAUUCAAGGAAUUACUAAACCCGCGAUUCGUCGUUUGGCUCGGCGUGGUGGUGUCAAACGUAUAUCCGGAUUAAUUUACGAAGAAACCCGUGGUGUUUUGAAAGUCUUCCUUGAAAACGUUAUCCGCGAUGCAGUAACUUAUACUGAACAUGCUAAAAGAAAAACGGUCACGGCUAUGGACGUCGUUUAUGCAUUGAAACGACAAGGACGUACCCUUUAUGGUUUUGGUGGUUAAAUUUUUGCAAACUUUCGAAAAGGAAAAAGAAAGAAAACCAAAAAAAAAAGAAGCAAUUUUUGAUUUUAAUUACAUUCGAUUGCUAAAACAACAUUCUAUUGAACGAUUUGGUUGUUAUAUCGUCUUCUAAAGAUAACGAGUAAUGGCCCUUUUCAGGGCUCCUUCUCGUAAAUAACAGAUUUAGUUGUCCUUUUCAGGGCCCUAUCUAGUAAAUAACAAAUCCAAUUGCCCUUUUUAGGGCCCUUUCUCGUAAACAACAUCCAAUUGCCCUUUUCAAGGCCCUUUCUCGUAAAUAGCAAAUCCAAUUGCUCUUUUCAAGGCCCUUUCUCGUAAAUAGCAAAUCCAAUUGCUCUUUUCAAGGCCCUUUCUCGUAAAUAACAAAUCCAAUUGUCCUUUUUAGGGCCCUUUCUCCUAAAUAAAUCGAUGACCCUUUUUAGGGUUCUUCCCAAAAAUAACAAAUACAACGGCCCUUCUUAG
Messenger RNA from Vespula pensylvanica (western yellowjacket), 892 nucleotides. RefSeq names its product histone H4. NCBI's taxonomy places the organism in Eukaryota, Metazoa, Arthropoda, Insecta, Hymenoptera, Vespidae. The transcript has a single exon. Gene Ontology annotation, biological process: nucleosome assembly. The record is from RefSeq and is a predicted model, not a curated record. Gene Ontology annotation, cellular component: nucleosome. Bases 104 to 415 code for a protein of 103 amino acids. Gene Ontology annotation, molecular function: structural constituent of chromatin; DNA binding; protein heterodimerization activity.